GCCGACUCGUUUUAUAUCCAAUACUGGCACUUCCGUAGAACCAGCAGCGCUACUUUUAUCAUAACCUUUUGCUAGACAUCUGACAAUGAGGCUGCCUUGCAAGCUGCUUGCAUUGACAUCGCUGCUUAUGCAGUCUACCUGGAGUGCGCGCAUCCGAAAGGACGUGGUUGAGAUUGAAAAUGAUACUGUGGUUCUUGUUGAUGCCACAUCUACAAUCGACAGCAGCGCAGGACGCAUCGAGUACCUGGCGUUUUCGUCACCCAGCACACCCGAUGGCACCAAGGGUGUCGUCUAUGCACUGGCUGACAUCCCAAAGUGCAAGCCAGAGAAGCGCGACGAAGCGUACCUGGCAGCGGCGUAUAUCCGCAUAGCCCUUUUGUCAGACCAGUUGAACUGCCCUAUCGAGACCCAAAUAGCGCAGGCGCAGUUUGACGGAGCCGUCGGUGCGAUCGUCUACAAUACAUCCAUGGGCGUACAGGAUCUUGGUGCCUUCCUCAGCGCGCGGCUGAUAAAGGAAAGACCCCUGAUUCCACUUAUGCUGACUGACAGAAACUAUGGAACCAUUCUGCGCAGCGAGAUCGAUAGCCUACAGGACGAGGCCAUGUAUGAUCCUAUCGGCCGUACACGCGCCAUAUUUGCCUCUCUGUAUGGCGACGAGGAAGGCGAUAAGCUGACCGGCUGGGAGAUUUCGCUGAUCACUCUAGUGGUUAUUCUGGCACUGUGUUUCUGCACGUCGUUGACCUUCCAUGUGUCGUCGAGCCGCCGGCGCCGGGCUGCACAUGCGCAGCGUGACGAGUCUGCGGCUGGGCUUAACAAGCAGAUCCAGACGCUGCCUGCCUGCGCCCUCGAUCGCCUGACGCUGCGAGAGGUCACUGAGCAGGACGUGCAGGUACUGAGCGAAUGUGCUGCACCAUUGGCAUCGAUGCUUAGUGCUGACAUUGCCUAUACUGUUCGGUCAAGGCCAGCUACCAACUGCAGCCAUGCAUCUCAGCACGCAGCUAAAUGCAGCGAGGGAGAGAAGCAAGGCAGCAUUGCCGACACUGCCAGCGAAAAAACGUGCGAAAAUGAGGUGGACGAGGCCGACUCUAUUCUCAAGGGCUGCAUUUCGACAUGCAUUGUGUGCAUCGACGAUUUUGUCGUCGGGUCCAAGGAUGCGCAUCCUACCUGCAUUGACCCAUGGCUGACGUCGAAAUCGUCACUCUGCCCACUGUGCAAAUACGAUACGCGCGAUGUAUUGACUGAAUUGGAAAAGUCACACGUGGGACCAAAUUCUAUGGCCAAUGAGUUGGGAUUUGAAGAUAUUAUCGGCAGGACAUAUGCUACGUCAAGCGAUGCGAGCAGCUAUCUCAACAGUACACGGUCGGGCUUGCCGUUUGGUGGACUACUGCGUCGCUUUUCAUUGGUGUCUCGGCGCCUCUCUCUACCUCUACCGGCAUGGGGCAUGCGGCUAGCCAGCCGUACGUCUCUGGAGAAGCCAUCGGACCGCGCAUCGCGGCCAUUCGAAAACACCAACGCCAUCUUAACCGCCUCGCAGCCGAUUAGUUAUGUCAUGGAUAUUGAGGAAGAUCCGGACCUCUUUGAGGUAUCGCGCUAUAUUGAUGACAAUGCGGUGAUAGAAAUCGAGACCAAGGAUCCUGAACGGUCGCCCAUAAUGCCAUCGUCCAAUCUGCCAGCCGCGACGCCAGCGGAGUCUGCACCCAGCCCGGCGACUAGUAAGAGUCGUGAUCACAGCCAUGCGGUCGAUGUCGAUUGCGUGGAUGCAGGUGGCAAGAGGCAGCUCUAUGGCUUAGUUGAGACUGACUUGAACAGCACUGAUCUGCCCAAGUUCAUGGACCACCCUAGCUCCUUUUAGUUCUGUCUGUUUAGUUUUGCCUCUUCAUUUUCCUAGCUUUACCCGCUCGUUCAUAUA
This is a messenger RNA of Linderina pennispora, 1909 nucleotides long. RefSeq lists its product as uncharacterized. Lineage: Eukaryota; Fungi; Kickxellomycota; Kickxellomycetes; Kickxellales; Kickxellaceae. The transcript has 3 exons. Bases 86 to 1852 code for a protein of 588 amino acids. The record is from RefSeq and is a predicted model, not a curated record.